Messenger RNA from Cryptomeria japonica (Japanese cedar), 815 nucleotides. Its product is annotated as perakine reductase-like. The record is from RefSeq and is a predicted model, not a curated record. Gene Ontology annotation, cellular component: cytoplasm. NCBI's taxonomy places the organism in Eukaryota, Viridiplantae, Streptophyta, Pinopsida, Cupressales, Cupressaceae. The transcript has 3 exons. The coding region runs from base 47 to 475 and encodes 142 amino acids.
UUUUAAGCCUUAUAAUUUUAGUAUCUCAUUCUAUCACUUAUUCUUUAUGUUAUACAGAGAGUUGGGUAUUGGGAUUGUACCAUACAGUCCACUUGGUCGUGGUUUUUUCGCUGGAAAAGCAGUUGUUGAAAGCUUAUCGAUCUGGAUACCUCGGUUUCAUGGAGAGAACUUGGAGAAGAAUAAAGUAUUAUAUGAAAGAGUUUCUGCACUUGCUCAGAAACAUGGUUGCACACCCGCACAAUUGGCCCUUGCAUGGAUACUUCACCAAGGAAAAGAUGUUGCACCCAUACCAGGAACAACCAAAAUAAAGAACUUAGAUGAAAACAUUGGUUCCUUAAAAGUUAAGCUAUCGCAGCAAGAGCUGAACGAGAUUGCUUCAGCUGUACCAGAGCAUGAAGUUGCAGGUUUGAGGUAUGCCGAAGGUCCUUAUCAAGCAACGUGGCAAUUUGCAAACACUCCUCUGCCAAAACAUUAGUUGCUUUGGUGUUGUGUCGUUUACCCUUAGUGUGAACCUUGAACUGAAAAGAAAUUAUGUCUGCUUUUCAGUCUGAUUAAACUGUCAAUGCCUCACAGCGGUUUCUCAGAUCUCAGAGUGUUUUACCUAGGCCCUCUUUUCAGCUUCUUGGACUCUUUUUAACCCUAGUGCUUUUAUAUUGCAACUGGAUGUAUUGAUCAGUCCCAUUAGCUUACUUUGAUCGCUACUUGACCUUUUACAAUUUCUUGCCAUCCUUUUAAGAUAAUCUUGAUGAAGUAAAUUUUAACUAAGGAUUCAGUAUAGUGGAUGCUAUUUAAAGAGAUUUGAACUCAUUAUCUUA